AGAUCGGACUCCCUGUGGUAAAUUUAUUAUUUUUUUUGUAAAGGUGGUAAAUGCUUCACUGACGACCCAUAAAAGAGAUAUGCUAUAUAUUGCAAAUUUGCAAGUUAAGUAGCUAACAUGGGCUGAUCAUUUGAACUUGCAACUUGCAAAGUAUUAGUUCGCCAAAACAAAUAUAGAGAAGAGAAUCAAGGGAAAGGUAAUAAUAUUAAUAUUUUGGGUUAUCUGUGGUCCUGUCAGUUUUGUGGUUAAUCCAAGAUGGCGGGUGUUGUCACCCGGCCGCCAGUUGGGAACCGCGAUUUCGCGUCAUUUGCAUUAUGUACUGGAGCGUAUCUCUACGCAUCGACCAAACGAAUGGUUAAUGACAUGAAGCAGUCGGCAAUAUUCCCUGUUAUUUUCCAUGUUUGCGUGUUUUUAGCCCUUCAAAUUACAUACAACGUCGUGGUUCAACAAUGGAAUGUUGAUUUAUCCAAACUAACUGUUGCUACAACUUCUUGCAAGUCCAAGAAAGUUUCAAAACUUUCGUCUUUCGAAAGUUUACGCCUUGGUUCGAGUGUGUGGUGUUCUGGGACGAGCAAAAGCGAUCGGAUCUGUAAAUUCAAGAACUUGUGUUACCACCCUGUACAUAAAGAGUACAUGUUCUUCCAUGGUUUGAAUUCCGUGAUAGAUGGGGUCCCCAAGGACAGAUUUAAUCCUGCUUUGUUGGACCUAUCAUCCGUAGAUGAUCACAAUGUCCAAUAUUUCAAUUACGUCGACUUUCCAGCUCAUUCUUUGGAUGCGUAUGAAAACGUUACAAUAUUCGACGGUAAUAAUUACAUCUUUCAUCGAUUUCAUCCUGAUAAUAUAAUGCAUGCGAUUCACGAUGAUCUUUUACCAUUGUUCCAUACAAUGAAGCAGUAUUCAAACUCUGGAUCUUCUCAAAUUGAUCUCAAUAGCCGAUUAGUAUUCAUGGAGGGCUACGAACUAGGACCAUACUCAGAACUCUACCAGCUGUUCAGCAGACUCCAGCUUGUUAUUAAAGAUAAUUUGACUGUGAAUAACACAUUGAAGUGUUUCCAGAAUGCUGUAGUUGGACUUUCAAAGUUUACAACAUGGUACCAGUAUGGAUUUGACCAAAUACAAGGGCCAUUACCAGAAAUACAAAUAACUGCAAAACAGAUUUAUGAAUUCACAAGGUUUGUAAGAGAAAGACUUGGAAUUAAUGAGAGUGUUUCUCAUACACAAUCACCACAAGUUGUACUAUGCACCCGGCAUCAUAAUCGAUUGAUACUUAAUGACCAAGAAAUCUCAAAUGCUAUUAUCACAAAGAUGAACAAAAGAGUUGCCAAAGUGAGCUUUGAGACCCAUUCGCUUGAGCAAAUGAUCCGCAUUAUUGGAAGAUCGUCUGGCUUGAUUGGAAUGCAUGGCUCAAUUCUAGUUAUGGCCAUGUUUUUGCCACAAGGUUCAUUCCUUAUGGAGCUUUUCCCUUAUGGAGUUGUUCCAUGGAAUUACCGUCCAUAUAAAACAUUAGCUGGGUUACCCGGUAUGAACCUGGUCUAUCAGGAUUGGAGAAAUACCAAUGAAGAAAAUACUGUGACUCACCCAGACAGGCUGCCAGCAUUUGGUGGUAUUGCUCAUCUGAGUAGGGACGAGCAAGAAGAUAUAAUAAACACCAAAGAAGUUCCAUUGCAUUAUUGCUGCAAUGACCCUUACUGGCUGUACCGAAUCUAUCAGGACACAAAAAUAGACAUUGAUUCAUUUUCAGCCAGUUUAAAUACAGCUAUUGAAGGGAGCCAUAAACUUUUUACUCAGGGAUUUCAGGCAGCAAAUGAACUACUUCUUCCUGGAAAGGUACUGAAUGUAUCUUGUGUUGUCCCAGAGGGGGGGCAUACUGUACCUGCACUGGCAAUUUCCUGGAAACCUCCCAUUAAUGUACAAUAUUUUGAAAACUUCACAGUGCAGUAUGAGGUCUGGAUACAGAAAGAAGUUGCCCGGGAUUACCUAGCUUAUAUCUUAGCACCAACUGAGUAUGUGUUCACCGAAGGACUUGUUAGACACACAAAGUACAGAAUCUGGGUUAGAUGCCUUGUUAAUGAUUUGGUAGGACCAUUUGGUGUGAUGGGGAGUUGUACUACAGAGUAGAUCUAAGAUGGUUUGUACAAAAACAUCUUUAUUUUUUUUUAUCAAAAUGUUUUCAAUUUGUUCAAACCUUUUUCAUAGAAGUGCAACUCAGGUAAUAUUACAUGACAGUGGUUGAAGUAUAUGUAUGCAAAUACAAGAAUUUAGUUAAUAUUCCAAAAUUAAUUGUCAAGAUUUUUUCUAAAUUCAACAUUUAUUCUAUAUUAUGUCAAAAAUAAUACAAUAUUGUUGGAUACCAUUCAACAAUUAUCCAUCUUAAAUUUCAUACAAAUUUACCAUUUAAAGAAAAUGCAUAUAGAUGAAAAAAAUGAAAGAAAUAUGGUAGAUAGGAAAAAAGUGUAAAACACUUCAUUAUUUAAUUACCCAUUCUGUAACUAAAACCAUUUACAACGCUUUGGGAGAACUUAAUAAAAAAAAAGAAAACACCAAA
Molecule: messenger RNA, 2545 nt
Organism: Nematostella vectensis (starlet sea anemone)
Lineage: Eukaryota; Metazoa; Cnidaria; Anthozoa; Actiniaria; Edwardsiidae
Product: protein O-linked-mannose beta-1,4-N-acetylglucosaminyltransferase 2
Exons: 1
Coding region: 256-2118 (620 amino acids)
Biological process (GO): protein O-linked glycosylation via mannose
Cellular component (GO): endoplasmic reticulum
Molecular function (GO): protein binding; protein O-acetylglucosaminyltransferase activity
Source: RefSeq, a predicted model, not a curated record